Molecule: messenger RNA, 2605 nt
Organism: Paramormyrops kingsleyae
Lineage: Eukaryota; Metazoa; Chordata; Actinopteri; Osteoglossiformes; Mormyridae
Product: thread biopolymer filament subunit alpha
Source: RefSeq, a predicted model, not a curated record
CCACGUCAGCGGAGACGUGUAUAAAGCAGGUCAGCAUCCCUGGGAGAUCUCGCCUGCUUCAGAGGACUCAGAGCUCUGAGACCUGAACCCACUUCUACAACUGACAUGCCUGAGACAAAUUUAAGAGUCACUGGGGGUGCAGUGAGGUUCGGUGCCACUUAUGGAGGCAACCGGGUCUUCUCCGGAUCCCGGGCCGGUGGUGCUGCUUCAGGAGUGUCCAGACUGCUAGGGGCAUCGGCAGGGCUGGGAUCUGGCCUUGGCGUCAGAAGCGGUCUGGGCCUGGGUGGAGGGCUGGGUUUGGGAGGUGGCCUGGGCUUUGGUGGAGGAGCAGGUGCAGGGGCCCUGGCUCUGGGAGGAGGUGCUGGGCUGGGCCUAGGUGCCGGAGGCGCUGCUCUCGGCAAGAUGGCGAGCUUUAGGGCGGGGGUGGCUCCACUCCGGGCUCGUCUAGGGGGGCGCGUCUUCAAAAUCGGGGGCUACGGCUACAACCCAACCUUCCUCAGUUCCACGACCACCAUUGACGCAGGUGUCAGUCCUCUUCCUGUCAUCGACCCCUCGCUGCCAUCUGUAGAUGCAGUUCAACUCACCCGCAUGAAAGAGAAGGAUGAGCUACAGGCUCUUAAUAACAAAUUUGCCUCUUUCAUCGACAAGGCCCGAAUGCUGGAGCAGCAAAACGCUAUUCUCAAGGCGAAGAUCUCGAUGUUCACCAACCCAGACCAGGGCGGACCUGCCAGCACGUCCAUCCUCCUUACCUCCGCUAUUGGGACUUACAAGACUCAGAUCGACAACCUAACCACAACCAAGGAAGCUAUUAUUGCAGAAAUCGAGCACUACAAGAACAUCAUCGAUGAUGUUCAGUCCAAGCUUGAGGAGGAAACAUCCCAGACCAAGACCUUAGAGACUGAUUGGACCAAUUUAAAAGAGGAGGUGGACAAUCUAUACUUGACCAUUUUUGAGCUCCAGACCAUCGUUGGUGGAUUGGAGGAUCAGAUUGCCCUGUCCAAGCAGGUCUAUGAUGCUAAAGUGAAGGAGGUGAGAAACAUUGUAACAGGCGGCGUGAAGUCAGCCUUCUCCAUCUCAGUGGACAACACGGCCCAGGCUCAGGAUCUGACCUCGGCGCUGACCGAAGUGAAGGCGCAUUACGAGUCGCUGGCCCAGAAUAGCAAGCAGGACGCUCUCUUAUCCGUCCAGGACAGUCUCUCCAUGAUAUCUGUAAGCACUCAGCCCAAUACCCAGUCACUCACCAACGCAAAGGAGGAGCUUCGUGUCUACAAACUGCAGAUCGACUCGGUGCAGAGGGAGAUUGACAGGAUUAAGUCAGCGAACCAUCAGCUGGAGUCUCAAGUAGAGGAUGCGGAGGCCCAUACCAGCUCACACACUGAGACGUACCAGGAUCAAGUCUUAAUCCUCAAGUCACAGCUUGAUGACAUCAGAAAGCAAAUUGCUCAAUAUGGCCAAGAUUACCAAGAACUCCUGGCAAGCAAAAUGUCUCUGGAUGUGGAAAUCACAGCUUAUAAGAAACUCCUGGACAGUGAAGAGAACAGGCUGAAGUCAGGUGGAGGUGUCACCGUGCACAUGACCAAGACUGCUGUCGGGGGCGGAGCUGGGGGUGGAGUUGGGGGCGGAGCUGGCUUCUCCCUGGCAGCUGGAGCCGGAGGACUGGGUGCCGGUGGAGGACUCGGAUUUGCAUUAGGCUCAGGCCUUGGCCUCGGGGGCGGUUAUGGUGGUCUUGGCGCUGGACUGGGAGGAGGCCUUGGUGCUGGACUGGCACUGGGAGGAGGGCUCGGCCUGGGCGGGGGAGGCGGCAGCCUGAUGUCAUCGAGCCUCAACAGCAGUGCAUUUUCCUCCACUGUCUACUAAGCACCAGCUGCAAACCCACAUACCAGACCUGUACUGCAUCACUGCGGAAAUGGGAAAAGCUUCCACUAGGGGCGCUGGUGUCACCUCUUCGUGUCAGCUUAAUAUUAACACAAUGCAUAUCUUCUUCACCAGUUUCUUUUUUAUAACAUACUAAGCACAAAUGCAGACUUGCCUAACACUGAUUGCACAAUUCCACGGAAAUUAAUUCAAACCUGUCCUCUAAAGACAUUGAUGCAUCAUACAAUGGAUAUUUUAUAGACCUUUUCUAAACAUAUAUGCCUCUUGUUAUUUCAGAAGAUAUUCUGAUGAUGUAUUCUGACAGUUUGCCAUUGGUACUUCCCAAAAAAUACACAUUUUUAAUACUUCAGCUGAAAACUGAUCAAGCGCUAUCAGAGCAAAUAAAAAAUCUUAUUAAAAAUUAGUGGUAUUUUCUUACAAAUCCUGUCAGCACAGCACGCACACAGAAGUGCAAAAUCAAGGAGGUAAACACAAAAUAUUCUGCUGUAGUGUAGGUAUAAAUACAGGAUUUGACAGUAUUACCAAUUAAAUGCUAAAUCUGUUAAUGUUUGAUUUCACGGUUGUUAUAUGUGGAGUUCAUUGGCUGGCUGAGUAAAAUGCUGAGUUUUAAUAAUUCUGACACAUUCACUGUGCAAAAGUAUUAAUUACUGUAGAGUGAUAUGUUAAAAAUGUUCACCUGUAUACCUGUACUCUGCCUGUUUUAUCAAUAAAAUGACUGCAAAUAGCAAAC